GAGUUUGGUUGAGAGGGAGAGGGUGAAAGGGGUGGGAGAUCGGCUCAAGAUGGCGGCGUCGCUCAGUUGCAUGUGUCGCCGCUCAACGCUGGACCUCUGCAGGAAAAUCUUACGCUGCCGGCCUGCAACCAGUCGCAAAAGGUCCGCGUUGAAAAGUUGUGAGGUAAAACUCGGCUCUUCGCCGGCGUGUCGGACGCUGUCGACGGAGAGAGGCCGCGGGCCGAGCGGUGCCGGGGCGGGAGGCCUGGCUCAUGCCAUCCUGCAGGAGAAGCUGCAGCAGCAGGAACGGGCCAAAGAGGAGGCUGGCAGUGGGGAGCCAGGGGCUGGCAGCAGCGACACGGGCGCCGACCAGGAGCAGAAACAGAAGCAAAACGCAGCCUAUGCCAAGAAAAUGGUGCUGAGACUGGCGGGACUGCUGGGGGCCGGCAGCGCCUUCGCGGUGGUCUACGUCUUCGGUAGCAAUUCAGUAGAUGAAGCUGGAAAUAAGAUUCCUGAUGAAUUUGAUAAUGAUCCUCCUGUCGUAAAGCAGUUGCGAAGAACAUAUCGCUACUUCAAAGAUUACAGGCAGAUGAUAAUUGAGCCCACCAGUCAGAAGUUGUUGCCAGACCCCCUUAAAGAGCCAUAUUACCAGCCACCGUAUACUGUUGUGCUAGAGCUAACAGAUGUGCUUCUGCACCCAGAGUGGUCGUUAGUCACAGGUUGGCGGUUUAAGAAGAGGCCAGGUAUAGACUACCUAUUUCAGCAGUUGGCACCAUUGUAUGAAAUUGUUAUCUUCACCACAGAAACGGGCAUGACAGCUUAUCCGCUUAUUGACAGUGUAGAUCCACAUGGGUUCAUAAUGUAUCGUUUGUUCAGGGAUGCAACGCGGUAUAUGAACGGUCACCAUGUAAAGGACGUGUCGUGCUUGAACAGGGAUCCUUCCAAAGUUAUUAUUGUGGACUGUAAAAAAGAAGCUUUCAGCCUCCAGCCCUUCAAUGGUAUUGCACUAAAGAAAUGGGAUGGAAAUUCUGAUGACCGAACCUUGUAUGAACUUGCAGCAUUCCUGAAAACAAUUGCAAUGAAUGGAGUUGAAGAUAUAAGAACUGUACUGGAGAACUAUGCUCUAGAAGAUGAUCCAAUUGAAGCAUUUAAGAAGAGACAAGAACUGUUAGCGCAGGAAGAACAGCAGAGAAUAACUGAUCGAUCGCAGCAGAAAUCUUCUGGCCUCUCCUUGGGAUCUUUGACAAGCAAACUAUGGCAGCGGUCCAAACCACAGUAACAAGCCUGACUUCCAGUCCUACCCUCCUACUGUAUUAUCUAGAAAAGUCUGACCUAUUGCUCCAAACUGGAUUGAGCAUGGUGGUAUUCACCACAAGAUUCUGCAUAUGGUGAAAGCUGUUACCGGAUAGAUUCUGGUUAAAAAUUUCAUACCGUGCUAGCUCUUUGGCUGGUAGGGUUAGACAUGCGUGGCCACACAGAGGUGGAGUAUUGAUCAUUAUUACCCAUGACAAGUCCUGAUAUUGGCAGCCAUUUUAAACGUACUGGCUUGAUUUAAAUACCAAGGCAAAGUCACAUUUGAUCCACUGUCAUUAGCUUGUGUUUUAGUUAAUUGGAAGAAUAGUUUUUUUUUAAACUGUAGUUUUUUUUUCCACAAGCCUGCAGUUAAACUGUGAUUACACCUCAGGGUGGGGAGAAUCCAAUUGUCUUAUCAUUGUGAAUAGUACUAUUAAAUGUACCAACCAUUAAAACUGCACACAGAUUUUUAGACAGUGCCUGUGAAAUGGUGUCUACCAAAAUAUACUGUACCUUUCCUUGUACAAUCAAUACAGUUUCAUUGCCUUUAACAUUCUGUAAAUGAUGUGCAUAAGAAGCAGAAUGUAGUUCAGUGAGGAGUUUAAUAAAAUUAUGAAGACAAGCAACAAGGUAUAUAAAAUUGUACACGAAUCUCAUGACAGUUCAAACCAGCAUUGAAGUAUCUUCGGAAUCUGUUCCAUGUUUUUAACUGUAGUGUGUCUUUCAUUCCCAGUUUGCUGUGAUAACAUUGUUAUAGCAUGUAGUGGCUGUGCUUAUUUUAGUUAACAACGGACCCAUAUGUGUUGCAUGAGCAAUUUGAAACUUUGAAAAUUAAUUUUGAAAGGUAUAAAUUUAAAAGGGUAUCUUAAUUGCUUAGAUCCCUCGCAAAUCUUACAACCCUACUUAACAUUUAAUUCCUUUCUUACUCCCUUUUCAGGAUUGCUAAUAUUGUAUACCUCUAAUCCCCAAUCAGGAGAUAAGACAGGUGGCCUCUAAGUUUCUGAAAGCACUGUCCAUAUGUACACUGGUCAAAGAGGCUUGUUGGAGGAUUUAAACAAGUGUUUUGGAAUGGUCAGGAGAAAAGGGUGGGCUUAAUUGAAGAAUUGCUUGUGUUCCUUUUGAGAUAUUUUUAAAGAUUAAAUGCAGGGAAGCUAUUUCCUCUGGUCGGUGAGGGAGGGGGAAGCAUAAUUUUAAAAUUACAGCCACAUCAUUCAGAAGCGAUAUCUGGAAACACUUCACACACCCCACAAACACGUUAGUAGAAAUCUGGAACCCUAUUCGUGCACAAGGCUGUGGAUUCGAAGAGCCAGAAUGGAGUUGGUUGGUUUUUGUUGAGUCCUGAGGAUAUGGAUUCAUAACAAGUAAAUGGUGUUGACAUACUGAUCAGUGGUCUAAUUAAAUGGUGGAGCUGGCCCAAAAGCCUGAACUCCUGAUCUUUGUAAUGUGUGAUGUUUUAUUAAAUCUCUGCUUAAACCUAA
This is a messenger RNA of Rhincodon typus (whale shark), 2750 nucleotides long. RefSeq names its product translocase of inner mitochondrial membrane 50 homolog (S. cerevisiae) (gene timm50). The transcript is spliced from 10 exons. NCBI's taxonomy places the organism in Eukaryota, Metazoa, Chordata, Chondrichthyes, Orectolobiformes, Rhincodontidae. The record is from RefSeq and is a predicted model, not a curated record. The coding region runs from base 50 to 1258 and encodes 402 amino acids. Gene Ontology annotation, molecular function: phosphoprotein phosphatase activity.